Brenthis ino (lesser marbled fritillary) is the source of this 1848-nucleotide messenger RNA. NCBI's taxonomy places the organism in Eukaryota, Metazoa, Arthropoda, Insecta, Lepidoptera, Nymphalidae. The record is from the annotation of a GenBank genome assembly.
AUGCAGAAAAUUAAAAGAAAAAGCGGAGAGAGCGAGUCUUCACCUUCCAAGAAGAAAAAAGUACAAUUUGAAACUGUUAAACAAAAUGAAAUUAAUAACAAAAAUAAAGAUGAACAAAAAAUUCCAAAAAAAAAAUUUGAUAAAAAUGCUUCUAAAAAUUUUAAAAAAAUUAACAAAACUGGAUUUAAAGGUAAACCUAAUGAUUCUAAGAAUAAAUUUUCAAAAAAUAAAGAAACCGGUAAAAAGCCAAAAUGGUCAGAAAUGAAAAAGGAAAAAAAGAAUCUUCGAACUGAACGUCGCAAAGCAAAGGCAUCUGCUGAAAUAUUUGAAAUUUCUCAUAAAGCAAAGCUGCUUGCAGCACAAAUUCAAAGGAAGACUGUGAAACCAGAUUUUAGAUUAAGUGCCUGUAAAGAAUUACAUAUCUUAAUCAAGGGCCAAUACAAGGCAAUAGCUCUUACACAUGAUUUGAGUAGAGUUAUACAAGUUUUACUUAAACACAGUCCAGAAGAUGUUAGAAAUGAGAUAACAGAAGAAUUGUUGGAGAUUAUGGUACCAAUGAUGCAGUCUAAAUACGCUCAUCACUCUGUAAAACGUAUUCUUAAGUAUGGCACAGAUUACAUCCGACAUGAAGUUAUUAAGAAGCUAUUUGGUCACAUAGUAUCAUUAGCUUCUCAUACAAUAAGUGCACCUGUUCUUGACUACGCUUAUGGAGAGUUUGCUACAAAAAAAGAAAAGAUGCAUAUGCAACAGGAGUUUUACGGAGAUAUGUAUAAAAAUUCUAAAGAUGACAAAGUGAAGACACUAAAUGAUGCAUAUAAAGAUAGUCCUGAAAUGAAAUCAGCUAUUUUGCAGUCUUGUAAAGCUAACAUCCAACGCAUUCUGGAUAAAAAUUUGCAUGACGGAGAACUGCUCCAUUCAGUGCUAUAUGAUUAUAUACGGGAAUGCAGCCCAGAGGACAGAGCUGAACUCAUCUCAACUUUGAGUCCACUCAUAGUGCCUCUCAGUAAUUCCUUACCAGGAGUCAAUGCUGCCAGCUUGUGUGUUUGGCAAGGCACUAACAAAGAUAAAAAGACUAUUUUAAAAGUAGUAAAGGAACAUGUGGUACCCUUAAGUAAACACAAGACAGGAUACCGUUUACUAAUAGCAAUUUUUGACUCUGUUGACGACACGGUUUUAGUGAAGAAAACUAUUGUUUCGACACUGGCUGCUAAUCUGAAAGACAUAGCCACUGAUCAUUGGGGUAACAUGACUUUACAUUGGUUGGUCAAACCAAAAGACCCCGCAGCGUUCCAUCCCAGUUUUAUAAAAUUCUUAGAAGAAGGUUUCAAGAGUGGUACAUCUAAAAAGGAUACAGAUAUUCGUGUAUCUGAACUCCGAGAAGCUAUACUUCCAUUACUGAAGGAAUCCAUGGAGUCAGAGCCCGAAUUCUGGCUAAGCAACAAAACAACUAUGUUGUUACUUGUCGCUGUGUUAUCUAUUGAAACUUCAAAAUCUAUAUUAGAUUCACUAGCAAAAGUGAUAUGCCAGUCUGAUUGGACGGUCAAAGUGAACGACAAAGAGUUGUUGGCAGUUGAAGAUGCAGGUAUUCAUAUGUGUUUAAAGAAGUUAGCUGUUUUAGACCAAACCGCAACAAACAGCUUAGGUGAAGCAAUCUGUGAGCAUUUAGAGGAUGAAACUUUAAAAGUCUGGUUGCCCACAAACAGGGGUUGCUUCUUUGUUUUGAAACUAAUUGAAAACAAUGAGAAAAUUGCUAAUAAACUUAUAAAGAAAGUCAAAAGCCAUUCUAAUAUACUGAAGCAACAAUCAUCUCAAGGAGCUAAACUUCUAUUGGAGAGUAUUAAGAAAAAA